AUGGGUCUACGCUUUAACACUAGCAGUGUGCGCGUGCACUUCACUCUUUGUGACGUCAUUACCGGUCGCGUCCUGUGCGGCGGAAGCGGAUGCGGGCAUCCCCCGUCGGCGACGGGUGCCACGCGGCGACAGAUACGCGACGGAAGAUACGCCGCGAAAGAUACGCGGCGGAUUGAUACCCCCAGCCAGGCGCCAGUGACGGAUAUUUAUGGGCAGCGACUAUCCGGCCACGAUUUGCAGGGAAAAGGAGGCCGGGACCGCCUCUCGAAUGCCACCGCAGAGGUCCCGCAU
Molecule: messenger RNA, 291 nt
Organism: Iphiclides podalirius (scarce swallowtail)
Lineage: Eukaryota; Metazoa; Arthropoda; Insecta; Lepidoptera; Papilionidae
Source: the annotation of a GenBank genome assembly